Molecule: messenger RNA, 459 nt
Organism: Dentiscutata erythropus
Lineage: Eukaryota; Fungi; Glomeromycota; Glomeromycetes; Diversisporales; Gigasporaceae
Source: the annotation of a GenBank genome assembly
AUGAAGACUUUUAUUUUUGUAUUUAGUUUAUUUGCUAUUUUUCUUACAGCAAAUGCAGAUCCAUUUCAACUUAAUAGUUGUACCCCUGAUGUUAUGCCACUUAUUGUGGGUAUAACUGUUGCUCCUCCUGUUGCAAGCAAACCCGAAGUGUUAAUUUUAUCCGGAUCAUUAGACAAUGGCAAUAAAAUCACUGCAAACAAAACCAUUAUUCAAAUUGGUUUUUUUAACUUAUCAGGAAGCCCUAUAAGUAAUUACUACAAUCAAACAUUUAAUGGAACAUAUAAUGGUGCAACCGAGUUUGAUGUAAAUGUAAGAAAUGUUCCUAUUCCUGCUGUAUCUGAUUCAUAUACAAUUGGAGUUUUUGUUGGAGAUCCAGAAAAUCCUACUCCUUUUAUCUGUACAUAUGCUACUUUUAAUGAAGCUAAAAUGAUCAUCCGGAGCGUAACGGAGAAUAUUUAA